AUGGUAUCACUACGCCGCCUUGCAGCCGCACUGGCUUCCCUGUAUUGCUGUGCUCAAGGCCUGGCCACACGCGCCGACAGCAAACAGCUCACGGUUGUUGACCCCGGGAAACGCGAGGCGCUCCAAGAUCUGGUAACAUGGGACUCCCAUUCUCUGUUCGUCAGGGGUGAGCGCAUCAUGUUCUACUCGGGCGAGUUUCAUCCCUUCAGGCUUCCCGUUCCCGGCCUCUGGCGAGACAUUCUCCAAAAGAUCAAGGCUCUUGGCUACACUGGGGUGUCAUUUUACGUCGACUGGCGCCUGCACGAAGGCAACCCUGGUGAAUUCAGCGCAGAUGGCGUCUUCGCUUGGGAACCAUUGUUCGAGGCUGCUUCGGAAGUUGGCUUGUACCUGUUGGCAAGGCCUGGUCCCUACAUUAAUGCUGAGGUAGCGGGAGGCGGAUUUCCUGGUUGGUUACAGAGGGAGCAAGAAAUGCUGCGGACCAAUGGCAGCUUUGUCGAUACUACGAAGAACUACGUUGCAAAAAUCGGCAAGAUUAUCGCGGAUGCUCAGAUCACUAACGGAGGACCGGUCAUCGCGUUCCAAGCGGAGAACGAGUACACAUUCGGUGCGAGCUGGGUUAAGUGGCCCGACGUCGAGUACAUCGAAACCGUGAACAAGCUCUUCCGUGAUGCUGGAAUCGUGGUUCCUUUUAUCAACAACGAGGCCGCCGCAAUUGGCCUUUUCGUCCCAGGAGAGCCUGGGGGACCGGAUAUCUACGGCCACGACAGCUACCCAAUUGGCUGGACCUGCAGCCAGCCGGACAAUUGGACUGUUGGUGCCCUGCCAACUAAUUUCCGCGAUCUACAUCUUGAACAGAGUCCAGAAACUCCGUACGCGAUCCCAGAGUUCCAAGGUGGUGCUAUUGCCUACUGGGGCGGAUCAUGGGAUUUAGAGGAUUGUGCGACUUUUAUCGGGCCCGAAGCAGAGCGUAUCUUUUACAAGAACGACAUCUCUUUUGGUAUUACCAUUUUCAACCUUUACAUGACCUACGGCGGAACCAAUUGGGGAAAUUUGGGCCAGCCAGGUGCUUACACAUCCUACGACUACGGAGCAGUAAUCAAGGAGGAUAGAACUCUGGUCCGUGAGAAGUAUGUAGAAGCCAAGCUUCUGGCACAGUUCAUCAAGGCAUCUCCGGCCUAUCUCGAGGCCACGCCAGGAAACCUCACCAAUACAACCUACACGAGCACAACAGCAAUUUCGACGACACCCAUCUUUGGAAACACCACCAACUUUUAUGUCACUCGCCACUCCGACUAUACGUCACGCGAGUCCACAGACUACACAUUCACUGUGCCGACCAGCGUUGGCAACGUGACGAUCCCACAGCUUGGCGGUUCUUUGAAACUCAACGGGAGGGACUCAAAGAUACAUGUCACAGAUUACGAUGUUGGCGGCCACAACCUUGUUUACUCGUCCGCAGAUAUCUAUACACACGGUGCUACUGGUGGCAAGCGCGUUCUCAUUUUGUACGGCGCGGCCGGUGAGACUCACGAGUUCGCAUUCCCUACUAAGCUAGGUAAGCCUACAAUUGAAGGCGAUAGCAGCACUGUGAAGAUCGUAACCGUUGGCUCUGCGGUUGUUGUGCAGUGGGAGGUCACUCAGGAAAGGAAGGUCCUCCAUUACGGCAGCAAUAUGGAUGUGUAUCUCCUGUGGAGGAAUGAAGCCUUCAACUACUGGGUGCUGGAACUUGAAGCUGCCUCCCCAGUUGGCAACUACACGGCCCAGAACAAGGAGUCCGUCAUUGCGAAUGCGGGCUACCUUCUACGGACGGCCACUAAGACAGGGACUUCGCUGUAUCUUACUGGUGACCUCAACGCAACCAGCCCGCUGGAGAUCAUUGCUGGCCUGCCCGGCUCUAACAACAUUUACUUCAAUGGCGCGAAGGUCCCAGGCGUGAAGUCUGCAAACGGCCGCUUGUCGGCAACACUGACUUACUCACCGCCUACUAUCGACCUGCCUAACCUGUCGACCUUGGAGUGGAAGUACAUCGACUCACUUCCUGAGAUACAGGCAUCCUAUGACGACUCACCGUGGACAGAGGCCGACCUAGCCAACACCAGCAAUACUGCCCGCGACGAUCUGGGAAAUGUGUUGGCCCUCAAGACACCAACCUCGCUGAUCUCAGGCGACUACGGCUACCACACUGGCUCGCUCAUCUUCCGCGGAUACUUCACUGCCAGCGGCAACGAGUCAUCGCUACACCUGACCACCCAAGGAGGAUCCGGAUUCGGCCACUCAGUCUGGGUCAACUCGACGUACAUCGGCUCGUUCAACGGCGCCGGCACACCAGGCGGGUACAACCAGACGCUGAGUCUCUCGCCUGUGAAGCUUGCUAGGGGCAAGGACUACGUGAUCACCAUUGUCAUUGACCACAUGGGCGAGGAAACCAACUGGACACCUGGUUACGACACGAUGAAGACGCCCCGUGGCAUCCUGAACUACACCCUCGAUGGCCACGCGCAGUCCGACGUCAGCUGGAAGGUGACGGGAAACCUGGGAGGUGAGCAGUACCUUGACCAGGCUCGAGGACCACUCAAUGAGGGUGCGCUCUUCGCAGAGCGGCAGGGAUAUCACCUGCCCCAGCCACCGAGCGACCAGUGGGAGGCCAGAAGCCCGGUCAAGGAGGGAAUCGAGGGUGCGGGCGUUGGCUUCUUCGCUACGAGCUUUGACCUGGACAUCCCCAAAGGAUGGGACGUGCCGCUGGACUUCGUGUUCGCCAACACCUCGUCUGCGGAUGGCGGCCCGGCGGACUUCAGGGUGCAGCUGUUUGUGAACGGGUAUCAGUUUGGGAAAUACAUCAAUAAUCUGGGCCCCCAGAGUAGGUUCCCUGUCCCACAAGGUAUCCUCAAUUAUAGCGGGACGAACUAUGUGUCUAUCACGCUCUGGUCUCAAGAAGAGUUAGGUGUCAAGUUGGAAGGCCUACAGCUCGUUGCCGAUGCUGUGAUUCAGUCCGGCAUGAGCGAUCCUGGACUCAGUCCAAUGCCUGCUUGGGAAUCGCGGGAAGGUGCAUACUGA
Messenger RNA from Diaporthe amygdali, 3054 nucleotides. RefSeq lists its product as uncharacterized. Gene Ontology annotation, molecular function: beta-galactosidase activity. The coding region runs from base 1 to 3054 and encodes 1017 amino acids. The record is from RefSeq and is a predicted model, not a curated record. NCBI's taxonomy places the organism in Eukaryota, Fungi, Ascomycota, Sordariomycetes, Diaporthales, Diaporthaceae. Gene Ontology annotation, biological process: carbohydrate metabolic process. The transcript has 3 exons. Gene Ontology annotation, cellular component: vacuole.